Letharia columbiana is the source of this 153-nucleotide messenger RNA. RefSeq lists its product as uncharacterized. The record is from RefSeq and is a predicted model, not a curated record. The transcript is spliced from 2 exons. NCBI's taxonomy places the organism in Eukaryota, Fungi, Ascomycota, Lecanoromycetes, Lecanorales, Parmeliaceae. The coding region runs from base 1 to 153 and encodes 50 amino acids.
AUGGGUCGAGGGGAUCCUUACUACCAUAGCGUUGCUGCGAACCCCUCUUUCGCUGGUCAUGGGACAUGGGUGUCCCUCACGGCCCCAGCGGACAAACAAGAAGUCUCAUCCCCGACGAUCACCAUGGCCAGUGACUGCGACCUAGGGAUAUAG